This is a messenger RNA of Paramecium octaurelia, 918 nucleotides long. The record is from the annotation of a GenBank genome assembly. NCBI's taxonomy places the organism in Eukaryota, Ciliophora, Oligohymenophorea, Peniculida, Parameciidae.
AUGAAAGAAAUGAUAUUUUUAUCAAUAGAACCAAAAUUAACAAUUAACUUUAUUAGAUUUGCCAUAAAAUUUAGUCUACAAUUAAAUUAGUUAUUAAACUUGAAAAUUAGUAUUUUGUUAUAAAUUAAAAUAGCCAUUUGAUAAUUUUAUUAAGUUAUAAUUUAAAUAGUACAAGAUAAUUAGACACAAGAGGACAAGGAUGCAAAGAUAACCAAAAGCGUGACAUUUUGUUUUGAGAAGAACAUUGUUCAUUCUAUUUACAAAUGCCCAUCUGAGUAUUUAAGUAAAAAAAAGAGGAAACAAUUAAGCAGAAAAAUCUCAAGUUCAAUUAAAGGAAAAUGGCUGUUGGAUCAAACAUCCUCUGAUGAAGAAACCAAAAACUAUUCAGAUCUUGAAGAUUAUGAACACUUCUACAGCAUUAUUGAAUGGAAAAAACUAUAAGAAGCUUAACAAUAAAAAAUGACUCCCAAUAAUUAGAAUGAAGAUUAAAAUUCAAAAAAAAUCAAUGAUUUUAAAGAUAGAAUUUUGGAUACUCCUAAAUCAUGUCUAAAGCAGAUCAAGAAAUUAGACAUUCCCCCUCAAUUAGACGAACCUUAAUAAAAGGAUUAAAUAGAUGAUUAAUAAACGGAAGUGUGUUCAGAAAAAAAUCUAAAUAAAGAUAAUCUUUUAAAUGAUUAAUUCAUUGUUGUAAGUAAGUUUAAAGAUCAUGGUGAAGGAGAAGAAGAUCAAGUAAAAUAAUUAAAAUAAUCAUAGAUAUCUAUAAAUCUUGAUGAUUUAUUUGAAUUCUAAAGUAAUUAUAAAGAAUAGAAGACUCAUGAUCGAUAAGAUAUUUCAAUAUAUGAUUCACUAAGGAAAAAAAUAGAUUUUAAAUCAGCAUUCAAGAUUGUUGAUAUAGUAAAAUUAUAUGAAAAUAUAUGA